Molecule: messenger RNA, 1530 nt
Organism: Trichoderma gamsii
Lineage: Eukaryota; Fungi; Ascomycota; Sordariomycetes; Hypocreales; Hypocreaceae
Exons: 2
Coding region: 1-1530 (509 amino acids)
Biological process (GO): transmembrane transport; monoatomic cation transport
Cellular component (GO): membrane
Molecular function (GO): monoatomic cation transmembrane transporter activity
Source: RefSeq, a predicted model, not a curated record
AUGUCUGCUCAGGCCAGGCGCUCCACGGGCCUGGCCGUGCGGUGCGGCUCUGGGGCGGCUGCUGCUGGCCAGCGCCGCGCCCUGGCCGUGCCAGUGUCAUUUAGCCUCCAGCACCAGCUGAGGACACCUCAACGUCAACGCCAACCUUGCACCGCCAGAGCCCUCCAGACGCUGUCGUCGCCGACCUCCAUCGUGCCGCCCUUUUCGCUGUCGGCCAAGUCCAAUUGCUACGUUGCGCUGGCCGACACCCUCUCGGCGCGCAGCUCCGUGCUCCUCCUCCGCCCCGUCUUCCGCGGCCGCAUCCGCUCGCUGCCCUUCAUCAUGGGCGCCGCCCGCCAAGCACGCGAUCACAGCGACCAUCAUGAUCACGACCAUGGCCACGGCCACAGCCACGGCCUCUUUGGCCAUCACCACCACCACGACAACUCCUACCUCACCUCGGCCGACAAGAACGACCCCGGCGUGCGCAUAACGCGAAUUGGCCUGCUCAGUAACUUGACCAUGGCCAUUGCCAAGUUCAUCGGUGGCUGGGCAUUCAACUCAAAGGCCAUGAUUGCCGACGGCUGGCACAGCAUCGCCGACCUCGCCUCCGACAUCCUCACGCUCGCGACCGUCUCGUGGAGCAUCAAGCCGCCGACCGAUCGCUUCCCCUUAGGCUUUGGCAAGGUUGAGAGCUUGGGCGCGCUGGGCGUGUCUGGCAUGCUCCUUGUUGGCGGCUGCUACAUGGGCUUCGAGAGUGCAAUGACUUUGUACGGUCAUUGGGACCCGGAGACGGCGCAUCACAUGCUGGAGCACGCCCACCAUGGACACAGCCACUCGCACAGUCACGCAGAUCUCGGCAUUCCCAGCAUACACGCAGCUUGGCUCGCGGCGGCUACGAUUCUGGUCAAGGAAUGGUUAUACCAAGCCACUAUGAAGGUUGCGCGCGAGCGCAAGUCGUCUGUCCUCGCCUCCAAUGCCGUCCACCAUCGCAUCGACAGCUUGACGGGCAUCGUGACGCUCUUUGCGAUUAUCGGUGCCAACGUAAUCGAGAAUGCCGCCUGGCUAGAUCCCGUCGGUGGUCUGCUCAUUUCCAUCAUGGUGCUCCAAGCCGGCCUGGGCAACUCCAAAGCAGCCUUCUUGGAGCUGAUAGACCAGAGCCUGGAUGACGAGGUGAAAUCAUCGGUUCGAAAGCAUGCGCAGAGGGCCAUUGCCAACGUCAGCGAAGGACACCAAGCCGAAUUGCGAGACAUCAUCGGAACCAAAUCUGGCCCCAACUACCUGGUCGACCUGGAGAUGGCUGUGCCUGGCGCAUGGACCGUGAACGACGUCAAGGACCUGGAAGACGCCGUUCGCACCCUGGUAGGAGGAAGGGUGCGCGGAGUGAAGCGCAUUCGCGUGCGAUUUGUGUCCCGCGAUGGAGAUGUCAACCACAAGUUUGAUGAGUUCAUCCCGGGCAGCGCUCGGGCAAGUGUUUCCGAGGAAUCAGACCAAGAGGAGGAGCACAACCACGAUCAUGACCAUGACCAUGACCACAAACACAAAGAUUAG